Crotalus tigris (Tiger rattlesnake) is the source of this 2090-nucleotide messenger RNA. It is a transcript of the gene RAB38, whose product is annotated as RAB38, member RAS oncogene family. Gene Ontology annotation, biological process: phagosome-lysosome fusion; endosome to lysosome transport. NCBI's taxonomy places the organism in Eukaryota, Metazoa, Chordata, Lepidosauria, Squamata, Viperidae. Gene Ontology annotation, cellular component: lysosome; late endosome; trans-Golgi network. The record is from RefSeq and is a predicted model, not a curated record. Gene Ontology annotation, molecular function: GTP binding; GTPase activity. The transcript has 3 exons. The coding region runs from base 440 to 1084 and encodes 214 amino acids.
AUAGGGUUCCCUGCCUGAGCAGGGGGUUGGACUAGAAGACCCCCAAGGUCCCUUCCAACUUUUAAGGAAAGGGUGCAAGAGCCCGGCCGAGUCAGGAAGGAAGGAAGGAAGGAAGGAAGGAAGGAAGGAAGGAAAGAAAGAAAGAAAGAAAGAAAGAAAGAAAGAAAGAAAGAAAGAAAGAAAGAAAGAAAGAAAGAAAGCCCUAUGGUCGGAAUCCCGAACCGUGAAAUGUGAUCUCCCAGAGGGGGCUGGAGAGGCGGGGAUUCCUUGGCGGCGCCAGAUCCCGGGAGGGAGCGAGCGAGGCGAGAGAGACCGCUGGGCCGCCCGCUCGCCUUCUGUUUCGGGUCUCCCUCUCUGCCUUCGCCGCUGCGCGCUCCGAGCCUUCUUCCCGUUUCCCGCCCGGCCAGGCUGAGAUCCGCCGGAGCAGCGGCGGGGAAAGAUGCGCAAGCAGCCGCCGGGCCAACAGGAGCACCUCUACAAGCUGCUGGUGAUCGGCGACUUGGGCGUGGGCAAGACCAGCAUUAUCAAGCGCUACGUCCACCACAACUUCUCCCCGCAUUACCGCGCCACCAUCGGCGUGGAUUUCGCCCUCAAAGUACUCAGCUGGGACUCGGAGACGGUGGUGAGGCUCCAGCUUUGGGAUAUCGCCGGUCAAGAAAGAUUUGGGAACAUGACACGGGUCUACUACCGAGAAGCUGUGGGAGCUUUUAUUGUCUUUGAUGUUACGAGGCCAGCUACCUUUGAAGCCGUAACCAAGUGGAAGGAGGAUUUGGACACUAAACUGACUCUCCCGAAUGGCCAGAUGGUGCCAACUGUCCUGUUAGCAAACAAAUGUGAUCAAGCCCAAGAGUUACUGGUGAAUAAUGGCUUCAAGAUGGACCAGUUCUGCAAGGACAAUGGUUUUGUAGGAUGGUUCGAAACAUCGGCUAAGGACAACAUAAACAUUGAUGAAGCUGCUCGGUGCUUGGUGAAACACAUAAUUUCCAGUGACAGUGAACCAGCCCAGCCUAUGAAUUCAGAUGUCAUCAACCCUCACCUGAAUUCUUCCAAAAGCAAUCGCUGCUCAGCUUGCUUUGGAACCUAAGCAAUUUCUAAGCUGUUUAUGGACAUUGGAACUGAGCAGACAAGAACUCAUGAAUAACGCCAUGAAGCAGGAUCUCUCCGAUGCAAGAUGGCUGGGCUUGCAUUGCUCUUGAACAAGCAGAAAGCAAAUAGAAACCAAGAUUAAAAAAUGUGUAUCCUUCCUCAACAUAUGGCUGGGAAGGGAAAAAAAACCCCAAAUAUUUAAAACAAAUAUUUUGUAUUAUUCUUUGAGUAGUUUGUUUGAGAAUCUUCUGCAAAUAGGAGUUAUUUACCUGGGCGAUUUAUGUUAAUUACACUUGCUCAGCCAAAGUGCUUUCCUUAAAAGAUCAAACUGUUUGUCAUUUUCAUUGUGUGAGAAUUAUUCUCUUGAGCAGGGUUCUUCAAACUUAGUCCUUUUAUGACUUGUGGACUUCAACUCCCAGAAUUCCUCAGCCAGGCACGUCAUAAAAGGGCCAAGUUUGAAGACCUUUGCUUUUGAGGAUGGCUAUGUUUUGCUUUCUGAUGGCUAUAUUUUGCAUUUCAGUCCCAAUCAUGUUUAGGCAUCUUGAUUUAACGGUGUGUUUCCACAAAUCCCUAAGUGGAGAGAAGCUGACAUAACCUCAGCAUGGUAUAAAGUUAAACCUGACAUCUUUCUGAAUGCAUAUAGGUAGUCUUCGGCUUACACCACUUUGUUUAAUGACCAUUCAAAGUCACAAUGGCAUUAAAGAAAGUGACUUAUGACUGCUUUUCACACUUAUGAUUGUGGUGGCAUCCCCAUGAUCACAUGAUCAAAAUUCAAAUGCUUGGCAAAUGACUUAUAUUUAUGGCGAUUGCAGUGUCCCUAAGACAUGUAAUCAAUUUUUGUUUCAUCGGUUGGUUCCAAAAGCUUUCAUCUAUUAAGGUUUAUUUUGAUGCUAUAAUAAUAAUAAUAAUAAUAAUAAUAAUAAUAAUAAUAAUAAUAAUAAUAAUAAUAAUAGUAAUAGUAAUAAAAGUUGGAAGGGACCUUGGAGGUCAUCAAGUCCAACCCC